Molecule: messenger RNA, 1665 nt
Organism: Geosmithia morbida
Lineage: Eukaryota; Fungi; Ascomycota; Sordariomycetes; Hypocreales; Bionectriaceae
Exons: 2
Coding region: 1-1665 (554 amino acids)
Cellular component (GO): plasma membrane; cellular bud neck
Source: RefSeq, a predicted model, not a curated record
AUGGCUCGGACCCUGCAGCCCAGCACUUGGGAGCAGGCCAAGGCGGUGCUGACCAGGAGCCUGCUGGCCGCGUCGUCGUCGCGCAGGAGCAUCAUCGACGACGCCGAGUCCUCGGCCACGGACGUCAAGACGGCCUUCUCCAGCUGGGACAACUGCAUGGCGACCGACUACUGCAAGUGGCCCGCCAUCGCCGUCAUGGUCGUGGGCGGGCUCAUCCUGCUCAGCGUGCUGUGGUGCGUGGCCCGGUGCUGCUGCUGCGCCAAGUCGUGCUGCUGCAGCUGCUUCUCCUGCCUCAAGUGCUGCGGCAACUGCUGCGGCUGCUGCGACCCCCCCGGCAGCCGCGGCCGCAACAAGCAGUACCUCCAGGAGCCCUACAUGCCCCCGCACCAGGGGUACCGCACCGAGCCGGCCAUGCAGGCCCCCUCGUACGGCAUCACCUCGACCGCGCCCCAGUACGCCGAGUUCGACGUGCCCCGCAGCGGGAACAAGGGCGGCGGCGCCGGCGGCGAGGACUCCCUCCCGUCCAUGCCCAGCUGGGAGGGCGCCAGCUCCAAGAAGAUCGAGAUCGAGGACGGCGCCGUGGAGCUCGACAACCUCGAGAAGAAGCCGGCCGCGUCCGAGAAGCCGCCCCUCAGCCCGGGCGCCCCCUCCAACGCCGGCCGGCAGACACCCACCCUCCCCGUCAUGAUGGGCAGCGGAGCCGCCGUCGCAUCCGCAUCCGCAGCCUACGGCAACCCCAGCGGCAGCAGCGCGGACCCCUACGCCGCCCCUUCGUACCGCCACCAGGAUCCCUACGCCGCCCAGCCAGCCGGCGGCUUCGGCAUGUACGGCGCCGCCAACAACAUGAACGGCAUCAACAGGGUCAACAACACCCCCUCCUCCUACGACCAGCCCUACGGCCCGCCCGCCGGCCGACAACCCUACGGCAACCAGCAGCCCUACGGCGGCCAGCAGCCCUACGACGCCCAGGCUCACAGCCACUACGAUCAGGGCUACGGCCCGCCCGCCGGCCAGCAGCCCUACGGCAACCAGCAGCCCUACGGCAGCCAGGCCUACGACGCCCAGGGCAACGACACCUACAACAGCAACAACAACUACAACAACUACAACAACGAGUACGGCGCGCCGGCCGACCCCUACCGCCACACCACGUCCCCCGGGCCCGGACCCGCCAUGGCCGCCCUCUCGGGUUACGGCAUGGCCCGCCAGGGCAACGUGUCCCAGGACCCGUACGCACCGCCGCGCGUCGGCAGCCCCCGCGUGGCCAGCCCCGGUCCCGGUCCGGGCGGGAGCUACCGAGGCUACGGCGCCGGCCCCGGCACACCCGCCACGCGCGGCACGGCCGACCGAUCUCUCAGCAAUAGCAGUCCCGCACCGCCCUACGGUAUGGACCCCCGCAUGAGGAACUCACCCGAACGGGAGGGCUCCCCCAUCGUCAACACCGGCGGCUUCGACUUCACCUCUGGCUUCUCCAGGCCGCAGACGAGCGACUCGGAGAAUGCGCCACCCCCGUCCGGAGCCAACCCGUUCGCCACGCCGCCUGGCCCACCUGCUGCUGCCGCUGCCUCUGCUGCCUCCAGCGCUCCCACACCGGCCGUCCUCGCUCCAGGAUCGGGGGCCGCUUCGAAUGAGAGUUAUCCUGGUUACAAACCAUACAGAGCUUAG